This is a messenger RNA of Lethenteron reissneri (Far Eastern brook lamprey), 2838 nucleotides long. RefSeq names its product chromobox protein homolog 1-like. The record is from RefSeq and is a predicted model, not a curated record. Lineage: Eukaryota; Metazoa; Chordata; Hyperoartia; Petromyzontiformes; Petromyzontidae. Gene Ontology annotation, cellular component: nucleus.
GAAACGGACGACCACUUCCGCCGUCGCUCCGCGUGUGAGAGAAUAAAAACAUUUUUGGUAACAAAUUAAAUUAAAAUUUUAAAAAAAAACUCCUGAGUCGCUUGCCAAGUUGCAAUCGCCGCGGGGGGUGGUGGUGGUAGCGAGUGCCCGGGGGGAGGCAGAGGAGGUCCGCUGCUGCGAGCGUAAAAAAAAGUGUUCCCGUCCUCCUCCCCGUGAGCUUUUGACGUUCGAGGCUUUGCCGCCGUCGUCGUCGUCGUGGUUUUUUUUGGCGCGUAGCGGGAAGGCGGCAGACUCUCACCCACCCACCCACGUCCGCCCGUCCGUCCGUCCGUCUCAUUCAUUCCCGGAGCGAGCAGCAAAGCGGCUGGACCGCCCCCAAUUUACAAUGGGAAAACAGAAGACCAGAAAGGAGAAGAGCGAUCCGGAUCCUCCCGUCGAGGAGGAGUAUGUAGUGGAGAAGGUCAUGGACCGCAGGGUGGUGAAGGGAAAGGUGGAGUACUUUCUCAAGUGGAAGGGAUUCACAGAGGAGGAUAACACAUGGGAGCCCGAGGAGAACCUGGACUGCCCGGACCUAAUUUCGGAGUACCUGGGCACGAGCAAGGGCAAGCAGCAGGUGUCUGAGGACAAGGCCGAGGGCAUCAAACGGAAAUCUACCUCCCUCAAUGGCACUGGAGAUAACAAGCCCAAGAAAAAAAAAGAGGCAGGAAAGGUCGGUCAAGAGAUUGGAUUUUCUCGGGGGUUGGAGCCCGAGAGAAUAAUCGGUGCCACGGACUCCAGUGGAGAGCUGAUGUUCCUCAUGAAAUGGAAAGGCUCGGACGAGGCUGAUCUCGUCCCAGCCAAGGAGGCCAACACGCGUUGCCCGCAGAUCGUCAUCUCCUUCUACGAGGAGCGACUCACCUGGCAUGCAUACCCUGACGACGACGCGGAUAACGCCAAGGAGGACAAAGCCUAGGCCAUGGCGCGGGUGACUGGGCAUCCCGAAUCGAUGCAAACAACAAAAGCGCCGUUUCCCGUUCUUAAGAUACUGAUAAUCUACACAACAAAUACACCGUAACGUUUCAGGUCAUAAUUGAUGAUGAGGGUUUUUUGGUAUGUCGUAAAAUAAAAAUAAAAUACAUGUUUUAUGAAGAAGAAAAAAAGUUAAGUUUUCGUGUAGUAGUUUUUUUAUUGGUCAGGAGAACUUUUGAAGUAAUUUUAGUGCACCCAAUAAUCCUCCACGCAUACAAUGGUCGUGAACUGUGUCGGCGCUUUGGAAAAUAAAAAUGCUGGUUUUUGCAAGUACUAUAUGUGCACAAAAGUGGUGUGCUGCUGAGUAGGAAGGAGGGCAUGCUCACACAUAAAGGACGUUAUUCUGUCGUGGCACAGUGCUUGCUGAGGAGCAGGUCCCUCCCCGUAUUCUAGAUUUGAAGCUUUCGUGACUGCAAGGAUUCAUACUUUUAGGUUUUUUUGGGAAAGUCAAUAGGUAAAAUAAUAAAUGAAAAUAACUAAAUUAAAUCACGACAUUUUGGAAGCAACACAAGCCUCGGUCAUCAGGUGUAACUGCUACAGUAACCCUCCCCGUAUGUUGCUCGAGAACCGAGUUCAAUUUGUGAGCUGCUCUACUAUGCCAAGGGGCUAUGUUUUUGUUAAAUUGUGCAGCACUGAUAAACGUGAUAAAAAAUAAAAUAACUUUCCCAAAUGAUGUUUUAGAGCAAUGUAUGCUUAUGGAAUGUCAUCACAAGAUGAGCUGGUGUGACACGCAAAUAAUGGCUACAUCUAAAGUGAUGCAUACUUUUUGUUCGAAUAUUUUAAAUCAAUAAAGUUUAGUCCACAUAGAGCCAAACUUUAUAUUUUGAUUGAUGGUUGCUUAGUUGGGGAGUGAGCACAUUUGUCUGAAACAUGUUCCUUUUAACUGCUAAUGCAACUGAAGUGUUUGAACACAUUGCAUAUUAACAUGUCCACUCAAAUCGUGCUCAAAUUUUCUGAAAAUAGCUUUUGUCCAUUCAAACAUUUCCAGAUAUAUAGAGGGACCUGCACUCAAGUCAGCUGCUUUUUUUUUAAACCCUGUCAUUAUCUUAGCCCACCUGAGCUGCAUUGGGAUCUCGAAAAAUUGUGGUGUGGACUGAGUGCGUUUAAAGAGCACACAAUUACACGAUCAGAAACAGCUGUCCAUUUUGGUCAUUGCACAUUCUGAAGUGCAUGGGAUUUAUUUUGUGUGAAUAAAGUCUCGUCAUAUACCAGUUUUUGCAAUGUGCAAGAUUAUUAUGAACCUAACUUGUUUAUGAAUGCUUUUCAUCUGGUUCUUGGUGAAAUUGUGCUAAUGUUCCCAUUAACAAAAAACUAAAAGCUAUGACCAUUUUGGCAAGAUGUAAAAUCUGGCUCUGGGUGUAAAGUUAUAGCUGUUGACAUCAUUUGAAUGUUAAUCGGUGAUUGUUAUUGUUAGGUUAUAUGUUGGCUUUGCUUGCUGUUGGCAAGGCCAAAAACAAUUGAUGGUUUGCCCAUUGGAUGAACGAGUUUUUGUUAAGAUCUUGCAGAACGUUAUGUGAAAUAUUACAGCUCCAGUUCUUGUCAUCUUUUUAUUUUAUGAUCCUGUGAGUUUUGAACUGCUUGAGUAAGCUACCCGGUCAUCGUGCAUAUUUUCUAAACUUUGUAAUUACAGUAUCAAAUUGUAGGUUUUUAAAUCUCACGUGAAUGGGCCCCUGGUUUUUUUUGUGAAAGUUAAUACGUUUUUUUAAUUUAAUGGCAGCCUUGUUUAAAGCAGUAUUUCAAAUUUUUGGACAAUGGCCGUUGGAAUGCAUAUUUUUCUCACUCCAUUUUGGUAACAAUUAUGUCCAAUAAAGUACAUUGGUUUUUAAUGUU